AUGUCGAGCUCCUCGCUCGGCUCUCGCAGGCCUGCCUCUUCGGCUGCGUUUUCGGCCACCGCAAGGCCGAGAGCCAGGGCCGCCAGCGUUGCCCCGUCCGCCGCAUCGGCCAGCUCAAUGGCAGCGGCCAGGAGGCUGACCGCCGCAUCGUCGUCGGCAGCCUCCUCGUCAGCCUCGCGGAAUCGUCACGAGGCCGACGACGCCUCCUCCGGCCAGCAGCGUCGCAAGCCAGAGGGGCUCGAGACAAACAUCCAGGUCGUCGUCCGCGUACGAGGCCGCGCCCCUCACGAGCCCAAGCCCAUCAACCCUUCCAUCCUGUCCACAUCUGGACCAAGAUGCAGCCAGAUCGACGUGGCAAUGGACCCCCCGCCCGUCUCGUCUUCCUCGUCGACCCAGUCCAGCCUCGUUGCGCAGGAUCCCGUACGCCAGAAGACCUACCACUUCGACCAGGUCUUCGGCCCCGAAGCCGAUCAGGGCAUGCUCUACCAGGACGUCGUCGGUCCCAUCCUCAACGAGGUCAUGUCCGGCUACAACUGCACCAUCUUCGCGUAUGGCCAGACCGGAACCGGAAAGACCCAUACCAUGGAGGGCGAUCUCACGUCGCAGAUGGGCACGUACAGCUCCGAGGCGGGCAUCAUCCCACGCACCCUCUACCGCCUCUUUCACACGCUCGAGCUGUCAAAGGAAGACUACAGCGUCAAGGCGUCGUUCAUCGAGCUGUACAACGAAGAGCUCCGGGACCUCCUCAGCACCGAGCCUCCUACGCCCCUGGUCCCCCAGCCCAGCAGCAACAGUGCCACGGCACACGCCCGCGACGUACAGCAGGGCGGGCUGCGGAUGUUUGACGAUGCCAAAGGUCGGGGCGUCGUGAUCCAGGGCCUCGAAGAGGUUGCCAUGACCGAUGCGGAGCACGGUCUCAACCUUUUACGCCGUGGAAGCCAGAAGAGGCAGAUCGCAGCCACUCGCUGCAACGAGAACUCGAGUCGGUCGCACAGCGUGUUCACCAUGACCGUCCACAUCAAAGACACCGGUUCGAAGGGCGAGGAUGUCCUCAAGAUUGGCAAGCUCAACCUGGUCGAUCUGGCCGGGUCAGAAAACAUCGGACGGUCAGGGGCUGAGAACAAGCGCGCCCGCGAGGCCGGCAUGAUCAACCAGAGCCUCCUCACCCUCGGCCGUGUCAUCAAUGCCCUCGUGGAGAAGAGCUCGCAUAUCCCCUACCGCGAGUCGAAGCUCACCCGCCUCCUUCAGGAAUCGCUUGGCGGACGGACCAAGACCUGCAUCAUUGCCACCGUCUCGCAGGAGAAGACCAACAUGGAGGAGACGCUCUCGACCCUCGACUAUGCCCUCCGCGCCAAGUCGAUCCGCAACCGCCCAGAGCUCAACACCCGGAUGAAUCGCUCGGCCCUGAUCAAGGAGUACGUCUCGGAGAUCGAGCGGCUCAAGGCCGACCUCACGGCCACUCGCGAGCAGAACGGCAUCUACCUCGCUGAGGACAACUUCAAGCUGAUGCAAGACGAGUCAGAGCAGCGCAAGCAGGUCGCCGACGAGCUGCGGCGGUCCGCCGAGGUGACAGAGAGCAAGCUCACCAGCCUCAAGGAGCAGUUCGAGCAGAACAUGCAGCUCCUCGUCAAGCGUGAAACCGAGGUUCGCAGCGCCAAGGCCGAAUGCGCUCAAAAGACGGCCGAGCUCGAAGCGAUCAUCUCGCAGAUCGACUCGCUGGAGAAGGCGGUCGAGGAGGAAACGGCCUUGAAGCGUGCCUACCGCGAAAGCGAAGACCGGCUCAACGACGUCGCAGUGUCGCUCAAAGCGGUCGCCCAGCAGAGCACCGGCGAUGUACGGCACCUCUUUGCCAAGCUCGAGCGCAAGUCAGCGGUUGAGAUCAAGAAUCGCUCGCUGGCGGCCGAGUGCCAGACGUCGCUAUCCAGCAUGAUCGCAAGCCUCGAAGGCCGUAUCACCGACCACCGCAACACCCAGGAGCGUUUCCUGGACGGCAUGGCCUCUAGGCUCUGCGAAUUCGCGCGACGCGAGGAGAAAGGGCUCGCGGCGAGCGACAACUUUAUCCAGCAGAGCCUCUCGAAGCUCUCGGCCAUGGCCGCCAACAUGCAGGACGGUUCCAGCGACGCGCAGAAGGCGGCCGACGCUCUGGCCCAGGAGGUGGAUGAAGCACGCCAGGCGCUCCAAUCAACCACGCAGAGGCGCCUCGACGCCAUGAAGGAGAGUUGUCGAUCCCUUCUCGAAGAGCUGGUGUCGGACAACAAUGCGCAGCUGUCCCUUGUGCAGGCCUCGAUCAGCAGCAUGGCCGAGACAGUGACUGCAACGUUGGCUCGGGCGUCCGAGCUGCUCUCGACGCAGCAGCAAGAGAUUGCCGCGGCCAAGCAGGCGGCCAAGGACACUGCCGAGGAAGAGAUGGCCGAGCUCCGAUCGCAAAACGAACGCCUAAAGAGCCUUGUCGAAGCCGAGCAGACCAAGGGCGAUGCGAUGCGACAGGAGCUGACGAGCGACAUCGCCAACCUCCUCGUCAAGUUCACCGAGGCAAGGGACCGCAGCCUCACCGAUUCGGUGUCGCACAUCAGCUCCGACCUGCAACGCACCCAAGCGAGCGCGGCAGCACACGCGGCACAACACCAGUCCAGGCUUGAAAGCCUCGGACAGGGUGUGGCGGAGAUCAACGAAGAGGUGCUGGGCGGCGACCAGCUCGUCCGAGACAAGGCCGAGGAGGGUCGUCUUGCGGUGAAGCAGGCGUCCACAGCGAUCACCAGCGGAGCGGAACGCUACGCAGCCGAAACCGCCGAGCAGAUCGACGCGGAGCUGGAAGGGGUUACCGCGGCCUGCACGCAGCUUGGCAGUCUGAUGGACCGAGCUCGCCAGGAGGUCGCCUACGGCGCCAAGCGUAGCAGCAAGAAGAUCAAGCUGCUAACGGGCGAGGUGACCGAAGCUUUCGACGCUGUGCGAAAGGAUGUUCGCUCCACGGCCGACCACAUUGCCUCGACCCACCAAGUCGCGGUCAAGUCGGUUGAAGAACAGCGCACUGCCUCCUUCGCCUUUCUGGGCGGAGCCGCCAGCCACUUGUCAAGCAUGCGAGCCGAGUCGCGCCUCUACCUCACCAAGCGUUUCCAAGAGGACAUUCCGACAGGGGAGACGCCCAAGAAGCGUCAGUGGUCGUUUCCGCAAAAGUGGGACCUAGUCCCCUCGAGGCGGGACGAGGCCAUCAAAACUGGCCGCCUCUUGAACCCCAACGGCGAGCUCAGCAUGCAGGAGGAGGCCGAGGUGCCAGGUGACGAGGCCGAGGUCGAGAGGGAGGUGACGUUGGAUGCGGCCUCAAUCAACGCGGCGCUGAACCCGACCGAAGGACCUUCACGCUCGGCAUCGCGCGCAUCCACUGCCGUGUCGAGCAUUUCGGCCAGCUCUGAUGAGAUCUCCGCUCCCCCUGCGGAUGGCAUCGACGUCUCCACCGCCGCCGCCGCCGCCGCCCACGACGACGACGAUGAUGCCGACGCUGACGAGAGUGACGCCGGCGACAGCAGCAACAAGGCGACGGCAAGGACCUCGAGACGUACGAGGCCCCUCCAGGAGCUGCCCUAUGGCCGCAACGCAAUCCUGACGCCAUCAGCGAGCAGCGAAAUGCUCGACGCCGGAAAGGCGCUCAAGGUCGAAGAGGUCAUCACUAAUGCCAAGGCAAACCAACCCUUGCCUUCGACGCGGACGCGGCCAAAGCGCGCCGCGGCACUGCAGACGCCCGCGACGUCGAGCAAGCGCACGCGGCACUGA
Molecule: messenger RNA, 3768 nt
Organism: Pseudozyma flocculosa PF-1
Lineage: Eukaryota; Fungi; Basidiomycota; Ustilaginomycetes; Ustilaginales; Ustilaginaceae
Exons: 5
Coding region: 1-3768 (1255 amino acids)
Biological process (GO): mitotic spindle assembly; microtubule-based movement
Cellular component (GO): spindle microtubule; nucleus
Molecular function (GO): microtubule binding; ATP binding; plus-end-directed microtubule motor activity
Source: RefSeq, a predicted model, not a curated record